AUUUGAUCGAGCUGGGCAUGCCUUUUCACAGAUCCUAUCGCCGACGGUCCUACCAUCCAGAGAGCCAACACGCAAGCGUUGAAGAAUGGUGUGACGGUUACGUCGGUGUUGGAUAUGGUGCGCACCGCGCGAAGCCGGGGGUUGAGGAUUCCCGUAUUGCUCAUGGGAUACUACAACCCCUUGCUCCAGUACAAGGAGGACAAAAUGUUGAGGGAUGCGAGGGAGGCUGGCGUAAAUGGAUUCAUCAUGGUUGAUCUUCCUCCCGAAGAAGCGAUACGGUUCCGGGAUCUGUGCCGAAAGGAGGGGUUAUCUUAUGUUCCACUGAUCGCGCCCGCCACCUCCGAUUCUCGAAUGAAACUGCUCUGUAAAAUCGCUGAUUCCUUUAUUUACGUCGUUUCUCGAAUGGGUGUUACAGGUGCAACGGGGAAACUAAGCAAAGGGCUCCCGGAGCUCCUUGCUCGGGUCCACUCCUACUCCGGAAACAUCCCCACUGCGCUAGGAUUCGGCAUAAGUACCAGAGAGCAUUUUUUGAAAGUGCAGGAGAUCUCUGAAGGCGCGGUCAUCGGCAGCCAGAUUAUCACGGUCCUGGGCGAAGCACCCGCUGGCCAGCGAGUCCAGAAGAUCGAAGAAUAUUGUACCAGUAUCACUGGGAGGAAAGUGGAACGUAACACAGAGCCUGAGCCUUUGACUCGAGAAGUGGGUCUUACUGAAGCUCUCGCUCACGCCCAGGAGCCAACGAAUGCACAGGUUGAUGAAGUAGUUGCCAAUGACAAAAAGUCUGGAGCCAGCCUGGUGGAUCAGUUGGAAGCACUCAAUGUGACCGGAGAUCAGGCCGCAAUGCCUGCUCGCUUUGGCGAGUUUGGUGGGCAGUACGUGCCAGAGUCCCUCAUGGACAACCUCUUAGAGCUCGAAGCACGCGAAGACCUGAACCACACAGGAAGCCACAAGAUCAACAAUGCACUGGGCCAAGUUUUGCUCGCACGCCGCCUGGGCAAAACACGAAUCAUCGCAGAGACAGGGGCUGGCCAGCACGGCGUCGCUACAGCUACCGUCUGUGCGAAAUUCGGCAUGGAAUGCGUCAUCUACAUGGGGGCUGAAGAUGUCCGUCGCCAAGCCCUGAAUGUAUUCCGCAUCAAACUCCUCGGAGCCAAGGUCGUCGCCGUCGAGGCUGGCUCGCGCACCCUGCGUGACGCCGUCAACGAAGCACUGCGCGCUUGGGUCGUCCACCUUGAUACAACACACUACGUAAUCGGCUCAGCCAUCGGACCGCACCCCUUCCCCACCAUCGUUCGCACCCUACAGUCCGUCAUCGGCGAAGAGACCAAGGAGCAAAUGCAAAAGCUAACAGGCAGGCUACCCGAUGCCGUCGUCGCAUGCGUAGGCGGCGGCAGCAACGCUGUCGGCAUGUUCUACCCCUUCACUAAAGACCCCAGCGUCAGGCUUCUAGGUGUCGAAGCCGGCGGCGACGGCACCGACACGGCCCGGCACUCCGCGACUCUCUCGCACGGCUCCAAGGGCGUCCUGCACGGCGUGCGCACUUACAUUUUGCAAAAUGAAGAUGGCCAGAUUGCAGACACGCACUCCAUCUCCGCAGGCCUAGACUAUCCCGGUGUCGGCCCAGAGCUCUCGUCUUGGAAAGACCAGUCGCGCGCGCAGUUCAUUGCUGCGACGGAUGCGCAGGCGCUGCAAGGCUUCCGGCUCAUUACGGAGCUGGAGGGCAUCAUCCCUGCGCUGGAGUCGUCGCAUGCAGUGUUUGGUGCUGUGGAGCUGGCGAAGACGAUGAAGAAAGGCGAGAACAUCGUGCUGAAUUUGAGUGGGAGGGGCGAUAAGGACGUGCAGAGUGUGGCGGAUGCGUUACCGGAGAUAGGGCCGAAGAUUGGAUGGGAUUUGAGGUUUUGAAGGGGACGGCGGGAGGAGAUGGUGAGGUGAGGAGAGGAGACUAGUUGGUUAAAAGGAUCUCUGUUUAAUGAAGCAAAAAGUAUCUGCGAGUAGAUAUUUGAAAUCAAUGAUGCAUCUGAAAAAUUUUGGAUCUAAAAGGACAGCGGGAAGGAAGCAAUCACUUUUGUAAAUCAUGGAUGUAUGUCUCUAUCAUCAAAACAAAAAGGGGGAGGGAAAGGAAAAAGCGGUUUAUAACAUAUCUAGAAAUUAGUUAUUACUCAGGAUAAUUAUCAUUCCUUUAUUCUUAAC
Molecule: messenger RNA, 2187 nt
Organism: Histoplasma capsulatum G186AR
Lineage: Eukaryota; Fungi; Ascomycota; Eurotiomycetes; Onygenales; Ajellomycetaceae
Product: bifunctional tryptophan synthase TRPB
Exons: 3
Coding region: 115-1899 (594 amino acids)
Biological process (GO): L-tryptophan biosynthetic process
Cellular component (GO): cytoplasm
Molecular function (GO): tryptophan synthase activity
Source: RefSeq, a predicted model, not a curated record